AUGUAUCUGGACCAUAAUGUGACUGAAUUUAUUCUACUUGGGUUGACUCAGGAUCCUGUGAAAAAGAAAAUAGUAUUUAUCACCUUCUUGUUUUUCUAUCUGGGAACAUUGCUGGGUAACUCUCUGAUUAUUGCAACCAUCAAGACCAGCCCAGCACUGGGGAGCCCCAUGUACUUCUUCCUUUUUCAUUUAUCCUUAUCUGAUACAUGUUUCUCUGCUACCAUAGCCCCUAGAAUGAUUGUGGACACCCUUGUGAAAAGUAGCACUAUCACUUUCAAUGAGUGCAUAAUCCAAGUCUUUUCAUUCCAUUUCUUUGGGUGCCUGGAGAUCUUCAUUCUAAUCCUCAUGGCCGCUGACCGUUAUGUGGCCAUCUGUAAGCCCCUGCACUACAUGACCAUCAUGAACCGACGUGUCUGUACUGUGCUGGUGGCUGUGGCCUGGGUGGGGUCCUGUGUGCAUUCUUUAGUUCAGAUUUUUCUGACCUUGAGUUUACCUUUCUGUGGCCCCAAUGUGAUUGAUCACUAUUUCUGUGACUUGCAGCCCUUGUUGAAACUUGCCUGUGCAGACACCUAUGUCAUCAACCUACUGUUGGUGUCCAACAGUGGGGCUAUCUGCACAGUGAGUUUUGUCAUGCUGAUGUUCUCUUAUGUCAUCAUUUUGCAUUCUCUGAGAAACCAUAGUGCUGAAGGGAGGAGAAAAGCCCUGUCCACCUGCAUCUCCCACAUCAUUGUGGUCGUCUUGUUCUUUGGCCCUUGCAUAUUUAUAUACACACGCCCUGCAACCACCUUCCCCAUGGAUAAGAUGAUUGCUGUGUUUUAUACACUUGGAACACCUUUGCUCAACCCUCUGAUUUACACUCUGAGAAAUGCGGAAGUGAAAAAUGCCAUGAAGAAGUUAUGGAGCAAGAAGUUGGUCUCAGAUGAUAAAAGGUGA
Talpa occidentalis (Iberian mole) is the source of this 933-nucleotide messenger RNA. Its product is annotated as olfactory receptor 4C16-like. The record is from RefSeq and is a predicted model, not a curated record. NCBI's taxonomy places the organism in Eukaryota, Metazoa, Chordata, Mammalia, Eulipotyphla, Talpidae. Gene Ontology annotation, cellular component: membrane. The coding region runs from base 1 to 933 and encodes 310 amino acids. Gene Ontology annotation, molecular function: olfactory receptor activity; G protein-coupled receptor activity. The transcript has a single exon. Gene Ontology annotation, biological process: G protein-coupled receptor signaling pathway.